GAUAAAACUAUACCGAUAGUACCAGCGGAGAGACCAUAUUGGGGAUGGCCGGUCUGGAGAUGACCGGCCCGUAUGUGAGGUUGCCUGACUUUUUUUAUGUGUUCUCCCUCUGUAAAAAUUGAUUGAGAUCGGACUGUUGGACGGGACAUAUUUCUAAGUCUAUCCCCCUCCCCAUCUAAGUCCACAUGAGUGAGAGAUGAUCGGAAGGAAGAAGGAUAGAGAACUAGGCAAAAAUGGCAAUAGAGGAGGAAACAGAUAACCGUAAAAGUGAGGGAAAACAUGGUUUAGGAGGCAGUGCCGUACAAAGCGAAGGGGGGCAGAAGGACAGAGAAUCGAUAAAUCCGGAUAGUACCAAAGGGAACCGGAAGGAAAUCUCCAUAGGAGAAAGCUCGGGGAAAGUCGGGGGAAGCAGGCAAAGGAUUCAGGAGACCAAGGAGGGCAUAAAUAAGGAUAGGACAAGCCCCCGGAACUCGGAAGGAGCCAUGUCUAAGAAAGUAAGGGUCACGGAUGCGAGGCACAAACUAACCGAGAUAGAAAAAAGGACCGCGGAAUACAAGGCAAGAUUGAUUGAGGAAAUGAUGACUGGGAACGAAGAAGGCCCUCUGCAGGAGGAACCCCGGGACGAACGGAGAGCCAGCCGAGGUGGGACUGGACAAGGGGAUAAGGGUAGUGACCGUGGGGGAACGCCAAGCAAGAGAAGGAAAAAGAGAGAGAACUCUCCGGGGAUGGAAGUAGAAAAGGCUACGACUCUGCCAGCCAUGGAUGGUAGGGCUAGCCGCCUGCCGACCACGCCAGCAGUAACACGAGGAUGCGAAGGACUUUGGAGCCUUAGGGAAAGAGUGUUGGGAUGGUUUGACCCAGAAGGAACUAUGAAAACCAGGGAGGGACAGAAGGCCGGCAAGGAAGAUCCGGAUAACGCUAUGGCAGGCGAGGCCAACAGCUCCGAGGGCGGCCUUAAGAAGAUAGUGUCGUCCCUCGCGCGAGCACUAAACAAAAAUCAAGGCUACCUAGCGGAUGCUAAGAAAAAGUUGACGUUCGAUGGGGCGAACAUCACGGAAUUCCUGAUAGACAACGAAAAUCUAGUUGCGAUGUUGAAAUGGACCGAAGAAGAGAAGAUGGACCACCUGGGGCAGCAUGUGUCUUUGAGCCUAGGGCGGGACAUAAUGGCCAUUGUGGCCGCGAGCUGGUCUUGGAAAGAAACCCGGGAUGUGAUGAUGAGAAAAUAUCUGGCAGCAGAGAAGAUGGCAACGGAGGCCGAUUUAGUGGCAGUCUAGAGGAAGAACUUCGCAACGUACAAUGACUUCCUACGGGAGUUUACUUUGGUAGCACUAAGAAUCCCCGGGGUUACGGACCGAAUAAUGAAUAAGUACUUCCUCA
Molecule: messenger RNA, 1377 nt
Organism: Chara braunii
Lineage: Eukaryota; Viridiplantae; Streptophyta; Charophyceae; Charales; Characeae
Source: the annotation of a GenBank genome assembly